Molecule: messenger RNA, 174 nt
Organism: Laccaria bicolor S238N-H82
Lineage: Eukaryota; Fungi; Basidiomycota; Agaricomycetes; Agaricales; Hydnangiaceae
Exons: 2
Coding region: 1-174 (57 amino acids)
Source: RefSeq, a predicted model, not a curated record
AUGGGUAUUUCUAAUAUCUAUAUUGUUGUUCAGAAGAAAGAGAUGAUCAAGUAUAAGGGCUACCAAACUGCUAAAAUCAAAAGCGUGAUUCAAGUCGUCAAUUCAGUAAUCCAGGGCGUACACCCCAUCCAAUCCCGCCAUUUUGGCACUGGCAAAACCCAAGAGAGCUUUUGA